This is a messenger RNA of Spea bombifrons (plains spadefoot toad), 2136 nucleotides long. RefSeq names its product nuclear cap binding subunit 3 (gene NCBP3). The record is from RefSeq and is a predicted model, not a curated record. NCBI's taxonomy places the organism in Eukaryota, Metazoa, Chordata, Amphibia, Anura, Pelobatidae. Gene Ontology annotation, cellular component: nucleus; cytosol. Bases 146 to 1948 code for a protein of 600 amino acids. The transcript is spliced from 13 exons. Gene Ontology annotation, molecular function: mRNA binding; RNA 7-methylguanosine cap binding.
AAGAUGGCCGCAAUCCCUUCACCUGCAGGUCAUGUGUUGAGUCCCGUCUAGCCCUGUCGCCCUAACACUCUAUGACUGCCGGGCGGAAGAGUAAACUGGGUCUUAGCUUCGUCUGUCGUUGUGCCUGCGGCGCACUGCAGCUCAGAUGGCGGCGGUUCGGGGACUGCGAGUCUCUGUGAAAACAGGAGGGGGUUUGGAACCGGAGCCUAUGGAGGUAGAAGAGGGGGAGGUGGAGGCCGCACCGGACGGCAAGUCGCCGCGAGAGGUUGUGUCGGGCUCGAGUAGACGUUAUGAAAAUAAGGCUGGCACUUUUAUCACUGGGAUUGAUGUCACUUCUAAGGAAGCCAUUGAGAAGAAGGAACAGAGAGCAAAGCGCUUCCAUUUUCGUGCCGAGGACACAGACCAUCAAAGGAAUGUUGUACUGGAUCUAGAAAUGAUUAAAAAAGCAAUUCCCAAAGCCCGCUUGGAAGCCCUUUACGUAUGUGGAGUAGACGAUAUGAGCACACAGGAUAUCUUUGGUUUCUUUAAGCAGUAUCCACCAGGCUUUAUUGAAUGGCUGGAUGAUUCCUCUUGUAAUGUUGUGUGGCUCGAUGAAAUGACUGCUACACGGGCUUUGUUAAACCUGAGCACUGUGCCGACUGACAAAAAGUGUAAAAGCAAAAAGAAUGAAGAAAGCACCUCCACCAAAUCCAAAAAGGACAGAUUUGAUGACAGCUCUGGGGAGGAGACUGAAGAAGGGGAAGUGGACGAGGAGAAUCCCAGCGAAGCAGAAGAAGAGACUGAAAAGAAGCCUUUGAGCACUUUGGACACACUUUCCCAGGCCGAGGAGGAUUCUUUACUACAAAAUGAUCUCAGACCUUCUGUGAAGAUAACUAAAGGAAAUCGGCUCCACAUGAGAUUUGCAACUAAAGAUGACAAAAAAGAACUGGGGGCAGCAAGAAGAAGCCAGUACUAUAUGAAGUAUGGAAACCCCAACUACGGGGGCAUGAAGGGAAUCCUUAGCAACUCCUGGAAGAGAAGAUUCCAUUCCCGUCGCGUCCAGCGAGAUGUAACGAAGAAGAGCACGCUUAUUGGUGACGACGUUGGGAUAGCUCCAGCAUACAAGCACCUACAUUCAGGUCUUGUAAAUGUUCCAGAAGAGCCGAUAGAAGAAGAGGAGGAGGAGGAAGAUAUGGAUGAAGAUGACCGUGUGGUAGUAGAAUACAGGGAUGAACUCCAGGCAUUCAAACGAGAGAGAGAAGGGGCACGGAGAUCUGCCGCCAGCGAUUCUGACUCUGAUGAGAUGGAUUAUGACCUGGAGCUGAAAAUGAUUUCCACACCCUCGCCCAAAAAGACCAUGAAGAUGACGAUGUACGCAGAUGAAGUGGAGUCCCAGCUCAAGACUAUCCGAAACUCCAUGAGAUCAGAAGGACACUCUACAAGCAGCAGCGUGAAGAACCGCAUCGGCAGCAAAUCCCAUUCAGAGAAACCCGUCGAUGUGCGACUUCUGCUGGAAGAGAAGAGGCAAGGCUCGGCUACCAGGCAGCUCAGCGGCGCAAAAUCAGAUGUGCGGCAAAGACUUGGUAAAAGAGCGCAUUCUCCCGAACCUAGAAAACCAGUUCCCGUUGUCCCAGUGCCUCGUAGAGAAGUAUCGGAUGUGCAUAGCCGGCUUGGACUCCCGAAGCAGUCAGAAGGAAAGGGACUUUAUGCAGACAGCAAAGAGAAGAAAACAGGAAGUCUGUGGAACCGCUUGGGUACAACACAGAAAGAGAAAGAUAAGCCUGCCGAGAAGCCUGAACAGACAACUGCUGCGCCCGAAGAGGAUGACUCUGUGCUGCAACAAGCUUGGGGUGCCAUGAUCAAGAAGAAAGAGCAGAUUAGACAGAAAAAGAGCCGCUUAGACAGCCUGCCUUCCUUACAGAUUGAGAUUAGCCGGGAGAGCAGUUCUGGCUCAGACACGGACUCCUGAUGACUUUACGUAUAGGACUAUAGCUUCAAAAGCAUGGCGGCAACUUGAAAACGUGCCACGUCUGCCUUUCACGAAACCUUUAUUUUAUACUCACGAGACACCAAUAAGUGGCAGCGGUGUUCUCGACAUGCCUCGGAAAGAAAAUUCAUAUCCCGGCACAUUGACAAUUAAACAUCCUAAAUUGGUUA